GUCGGGAGUACGCGGCUCCUCGUCCCUUCCCGCCCGGUAUGGGGAGCCGCACCCCGCCCGCCGGGCAGGGCCGCGGGCGGCGAGGGCGGCCCGGGCCUCUCCCAGAACGAUGGGCCCGGCCCCGGAAACAGGGAGGGGCCGCGGUGAGGCCGAGCCCGCGCCGCGGGCGGCCUCGCGGGGCCGAGAAGGCCGCGCGCCGCCGCCCCCGGAGCCCACCCGGGAGGUCGCCCUCGCCGCCGCCGCUGCCGCCAGUGAUGGGGGAGCUGUGGGCUCGGGCCCCUGGGGGCCUCGGGCGGACCCCGCGCCGCACUCACCGUGGGAGGACUGCAGGGAGCAGAGAACCUUGCGAGCGGAGCUCCGGGCGCGGUGACCACUUCCUUCCCAAGCCCACUCCUCCGGCGGCGGCGGCGGCUGCAGAGGCGGCGGCGGCGGCAGCUACCCCGGCUCCGGAAUCGGCGGCUGCGGCGGCUCCACUUCCGCUCCGGUCACCACUUCCGCUCCGGCUCGAGCCCCGCCCCUGCGCCGCCUCCUCAUUGGGCGAGCGGGGCACGGGGUCGCCCCGGCCGCCAGAGAGGGGCGCCGCCCGAGGGAGGAGGGAGGAGAGCGGAGGGCAGGGGUGCCGCGGCCGGGGCGGGGCGGGGCGGGGGUCUGGCCCCGGAGCGCGGAGGAGGCUGUCGUGGGGGGGACGGAAAUGGGGGCGGGGAGCGGAAGAAGGAGGUGGGCGGAGUGCAGGCGGGGCUGAGAGGGCUCUAGAAAGGGGCUGUGUGGAAACUGGGGGGACUGGGCGAGGCUUGGGGCUGGGCGGGCCUGAGGCUUAGGCUCGGAGCUCGCCGGGGCCAGGCCCAGUGUCCGAGGUUGGUUCCCACCUCUCCCAAAAAGGAGUCGUUACGGAGUCGGAGGUGCAAGUCAGCCCCCUAUUGCUGCGUGCUCUGGAAAUACUCGAUUUAGAGGGCUGCAAUUGCUCGUCCAUAGAGCUUUGCUUUAGUUUUCCCUUCAGUUCUUCAAGACCUUGAAGACAAUCGAUAAGCUCCUUGAAUGUGACAGUCAAGGUUCUCCAGAAGCUGCCCUCAUCUUUCAGCUUCUCCUUGCUGUUUCUUCCCCAUCUCAAAUCCCCAGUUCCUGAUCCUCUCAUUGUGCCAGUUUCAGUCUUUUUAAACCAUUGGUGUUAGUAGCCAAAAUUUUUUAAAGAUUGAGAGAUUUCUGUGUGAAGGAAAAUCUGCAUCGCUGCCUUUGUCUGGCAACCCUGUGUCCACAUUUCUGUGUGGCAACAAUUGGCUGACACCCAAGAAUGACUGUCCUUGGUUUAGAUCAGGCUUGGACUUGCCCAAGUGCCAAGGUACCCACCUGACCUGAGACUGCUUUCAUCAUUUACAAUGUCUGUCCUACAGGCAUCUGUGCCAGCGCCGCCUUACUAUACCCCCUUUUAACUUGAGCAAGAUUGAAAGUGUUGUGUAAUAUACACGGCAUGGACUUGACAUCAAAACCACAGGAUUUGGACCCUGGAAAAGUUUCCCAAGUGCAAAACUUCCCCAUGAGAAUCCAUCUUUGGCAAACCAAAGAUCCAUAGUCCAGAGACUGCUCAGAUUGAAAUAAACCUUCCUGUGAUAUGACCUUAGGUCCCCAUCCAGUAAAUACCCUAGAGGGUUGGAGGGCUCAUGUUAAUCACACUGCAAAUGAUAUCAUCAGUGCAUUGAGGGAACAGAAGUGCCCUUUGCCAGGCAUCCCUGGGUGCCUGCUAACAGGCUGCAGGAUUAGUUACUUUCUUUACCUCUGCAUUGCCAGCCAGGGGUCAGCAAACCACAACUAUUAACUAACAAAGAAGCAAGGAGAUAUUAAAAUACAAUGUGGCAGAUGCAGCCAAAGAAAUGUAUAUGCCCAGGGCAUUAUGGGAGCCUAAGGGAAAGGCACCUAACCCGUCUUGAGAUAACGGUGAGAAAGCAGGAAAGAAUUUCUCAAAAAGGUCAUACUGGAGCCCUAAAUUUCAUAAUGAAUUUUUUUUUAAUUAAUAGGCUUUAUUUUUUAAGAAUGGUUUUAGGUUUACAGAAAAAUAAACUAGAUAGUACAGAGAGUUCCCAUUUAUCCAAUAUCUCCCCAUCACAGUUUCUCCUGUUAUUAACAUCCUGCAUCGUUAUGGUACACUAGUUACAACUGAUGAGCAAAUAUUGAUACAUUUUAAGCUAAAGUCCAUAGUUUGCAUUAGGAUUCAUUCCUUCUACUGUACAGUUGUAAAGAUUUUGACAAAUGGAUAAUGUCAGGUAUCUACCAUUACAAUAUACAACAGUUUCACUGUUUCAAUAUGUUGUUUUUAGAACGCCCCAUUCUUCACCUAUUCAGCUCUCACCUUCUCCCCUCCCCUCAACCCUUGGCAGUGACUUCUCUUUUAGUUUUGCGUUUUCCAGAUGUCAUGUAGUUAGAAUCAUACAGUCUGUAGCCUUCACUAACUGCAUUCUUGCACGAAGCAUUAUGAUUUUAAGAUUCCUCUAUGUCUUUUUAUGGCUUGAUAGCUUGUUUUUUAUGACUGAAUAAUAUUCUGUUGUGUGAAUGUAGCCCAGUUUGUCCACUCACCUGUCACGAUGGGUUGACUCAAGUUCUCCAAAAACAUAAUGCUGAAGUCCUAAUCUCUG
Messenger RNA from Cervus elaphus (red deer), 2624 nucleotides. Its product is annotated as translation initiation factor IF-2-like. Bases 39 to 818 code for a protein of 259 amino acids. The record is from RefSeq and is a predicted model, not a curated record. NCBI's taxonomy places the organism in Eukaryota, Metazoa, Chordata, Mammalia, Artiodactyla, Cervidae. The transcript is spliced from 2 exons.